Molecule: messenger RNA, 7931 nt
Organism: Schistocerca cancellata (South American locust)
Lineage: Eukaryota; Metazoa; Arthropoda; Insecta; Orthoptera; Acrididae
Exons: 12
Coding region: 1-6048 (2015 amino acids)
Source: RefSeq, a predicted model, not a curated record
AUGGAAGGUGCCAACAAUAGAACUGGCACCAGACAAGGAGCUUUAGAACAACGCGGAAAGCCAAUGGGAGACGCCAACAAUAGACCUGGAGUCAAUCAGGUAGUAACGGAUCAACAAGCACAGCCCACAGAGGGAGUCAACAAUAGAUCUGUCGUCAGAUAUGGUCUGGCAACUUUUCAGCCACUGCCCUUGGAUAAAACUAGAAUCAAAUAUUAUUAUGUAGACCCUGGACAAACACAUGGAUACUUUUUGGUUGAACCUGGAACCGCUUACAUACUUCUACACCGAAAGUCGCAGCCAAUGGAAGGUGCUAACAAUAUCACUGGAGCCAGUGGAGAAGUACUUGAGAAUCGGGAACAGCUUGUGCGAAAAACCGACGACACACCUGACGACAGUUCAACAGAACAAAACGAAACACCAUCCAAAAUAGGAAAGUGCUGUGGCAGACAUGCCGUUCUGCCAUUGAUACUAGCUGAAAUAGGAGUACGAGUGGAAGAAGCCGACGACAUAACCGGCACUAGACAAGUAGUGUUAGAACAACGGAUACAAUCUAUGGAAGAGGCCAACAACAGUGUGGUGGCUCAACAAGCACAGCCCUUGGAAGCAGUCAACAAUAUAGCUAUAGCCAGAUAUGGUCAAGUAGGGUAUCAGGCACGGCCCACAGAUGCAGUCAACAAUGGAAAUGGCAACAGACGUGGUGAGGUAGAGCAACAGCCACCAAACUUGCAAGUGUCCACUAGUGCAGCUGGAGGCAGGCAAAAACUUGCAGGGCAAGCAGCACAUCCCAUGGUAGGAGACAACAGAGUAACUGCUACCAGGCAAGAAGUGGUGCAGCAUCAACCACAGCCCAUCCAAGGAGCUAACACUGCAUCUGGGAGUAGAUCUAGAGUCUUAGAGCAACAGGCAGUGUCAACGGAAGAACGCAACAACAGAGCUGGCUCCGGCGGUAGGGAUGGAGACAGUCAUCUAGCACAGGCUGUGGGACGAGCCAUCAGUAGUAGCUCCGCCAGGGUUGGAAUUGUAGAACAGGGGGCACAGCCAGUGCAAGGAUCCAACACAGAAGCUGUGAGGAGGCGGAGAAUGGGAGAGCAUCUUGCACAACCUGUGCCAGUGGAAGAACGCAACAGAGCUGGCUCCAGCAAUAGAGAUGGAGACAGUCAUCUAGCACAGGCUGUGGGACGAGCCAUCAGUAGUAGCUUCGCCAGGGUUGGAAUUGUAGAACAGGGGGCACAGCCAGUGCAAGGAUCCAACACAGAAGCUGUGAGGAGGCGGAUCAUGGGAGAGCAUCUUGCACAACCAGUGCCAGUGGAAGAACGCAACAACAGAGCUGGCUCCGGCAGUAGAGAUGGAGACAGUCAUCUAGCACAGGCUGUGGGACGAGCCAUCAGUAGUAGCUUCGCCAGGGUUGGAAUUGUAGAACAGGGGGCACAGCCAGUGCAAGGAUCCAACACAGAAGCUGUGAGGAGGCGGAGCAUGGGAGAGCAUCUUGCACAACCUGUGCCAAUGGAAGACCGCAACAACAGAGCUGGCUCCGGCAGUAGAGAUGGAGACAGUCAUCUAGCACUGGCUGUGGGACGAGCCAUCAGUAGUAGCUUCACCAGGGUUGGAAUUGUAGAACAGGGGGCACAGCCAGUGCAAGGAUCCAACACAGAAGCUGUGAGGAGGCGGAGCAUGGGAGAGCAUCUUGCACAACCUGUGCCAGUGGAAGAACGCAACAACAGAGCUGGCUCCGGCAGUAGAGAUGGAGACAGUCAUCUAGCACAGGCUGUGGGACGAGCCAUCAGUAGUAGCUCCGCCAGGGUUGGAAUUGUAGAACAGGGGGCACAGCCAGUGCAAGGAUCCAACACAGAAGCUGUGAGGAGGCGGAGCAUGGGAGAGCAUCUUGCACAACCUGUGCCAGUGGAAGAACGCAACAACAGAGCUGGCUCACAAAGUAGAAAUGGAAACAGUAAUCUAGCACUGGCUGUGGGACGAGCCAUCAGUAGUAGCUUCGCCAGGGUUGGAAUUGUAGAACAGGGGGCACAGCCAGUGCAAGGAUCCAACACAGAAGCUGUGAGGAGGCGGAGCAUGGGAGAGCAUCUUGCACAACCUGUGCCAGUGGAAGAACGCAACAACAGAGCUGGCUCCGGCAGUAGAGAUGGAGACAGACAUCUAGCACAGGCUGUGGGACGAGCCAUCAGUAGUAGCUCCGCCAGGGUUGGAAUUGUAGAACAGGGGGCACAGCCAGUGCAAGGAUCCAACACAGAAGCUGUGAGGAGGCGGAGCAUGGGAGAGCAUCUUGCACAACCUGUGCCAGUGGAAGAACGCAACAACAGAGCUGGCUCACAAAGUAGAAAUGGAAACAGUAAUCUAGCACUGGCUGUGGGACGAGCCAUCAGUAGUAGCUUCGCCAGGGUUGGAAUUGUAGAACAGGGGGCACAGCCAGUGCAAGGAUCCAACACAGAAGCUGUGAGGAGGCGGAGCAUGGGAGAGCAUCUUGCACAACCUGUGCCAAUGGAAGACCGCAACAACAGAGCUGGCUCCGGCAGUAGAGAUGGAGACAGUCAUCUAGCACAGGCUGUGGGACGAGCCAUCAGUAGUAGCUCCGCCAGGGCUGGAAUUGUAGAACAGGGGGCACAGCCAGUGCAAGGAUCCAACACAGAAGCUGUGAGGAGGCAGAGCAUGGGAGAGCAUCUUGCACAACCUGUGCCAGUGGAAGAACGCAACAGAGCUGGCUCCAGCAAUAGAGAUGGAGACAGUCAUCUAGCACAGGCUGUGGGACGAGCCAUCAGUAGUAGCUCCGCCAGGGUUGGAAUUGUAGAACAGGGGGCACAGCCAGUGCAAGGAUCCAACACAGAAGCUGUGAGGAGGCGGAGAAUGGGAGAGCAUCUUGCACAACCUGUGCCAGUGGAAGAACGCAACAGAGCUGGCUCCAGCAAUAGAGAUGGAGACAGUCAUCUAGCACAGGCUGUGGGACGAGCCAUCAGUAGUAGCUCCGCCAGGGUUGGAAUUGUAGAACAGGGGGCACAGCCAGUGCAAGGAUCCAACACAGAAGCUGUGAGGAGGCGGAGAAUGGGAGAGCAUCUUGCACAACCUGUGCCAGUGGAAGAACGCAACAGAGCUGGCUCCAGCAAUAGAGAUGGAGACAGUCAUCUAGCACAGGCUGUGGGACGAGCCAUCAGUAGUAGCUCCGCCAGGGUUGGAAUUGUAGAACAGGGGGCACAGCCAGUGCAAGGAUCCAACACAGAAGCUGUGAGGAGGCGGAGCAUGGGAGAGCAUCUUGCACAACCAGUGCCAGUGGAAGAACGCAACAACAGAGCUGGCUCCGGCAGUAGAGAUGGAGACAGUCAUCUAGCACAGGCUGUGGGACGAGCCAUCAGUAGUAGCUUCGCCAGGGUUGGAAUUGUAGAACAGGGGGCACAGCCAGUGCAAGGAUCCAACACAGAAGCUGUGAGGAGGCGGAGCAUGGGAGAGCAUCUUGCACAACCUGUGCCAAUGGAAGACCGCAACAACAGAGCUGGCUCCGGCAGUAGAGAUGGAGACAGUCAUCUAGCACUGGCUGUGGGACGAGCCAUCAGUAGUAGCUUCACCAGGGUUGGAAUUGUAGAACAGGGGGCACAGCCAGUGCAAGGAUCCAACACAGAAGCUGUGAGGAGGCGGAGCAUGGGAGAGCAUCUUGCACAACCUGUGCCAGUGGAAGAACGCAACAACAGAGCUGGCUCCGGCAGUAGAGAUGGAGACAGUCAUCUAGCACAGGCUGUGGGACGAGCCAUCAGUAGUAGCUCCGCCAGGGUUGGAAUUGUAGAACAGGGGGCACAGCCAGUGCAAGGAUCCAACACAGAAGCUGUGAGGAGGCAGAGCAUGGGAGAGCAUCUUGCACAACCUGUGCCAGUGGAAGAACGCAACAGAGCUGGCUCCAGCAAUAGAGAUGGAGACAGUCAUCUAGCACAGGCUGUGGGACGAGCCAUCAGUAGUAGCUCCGCCAGGGUUGGAAUUGUAGAACAGGGGGCACAGCCAGUGCAAGGAUCCAACACAGAAGCUGUGAGGAGGCGGAGCAUGGGAGAGCAUCUUGCACAAUCUGUGCCAGUGGAAGAACGCAGCAACAGAGCUGGCUCCGGCAGUAGGGAUGGAGAAAGUAAUCUACUUAGUGCCAGGCAUAGAAAUGCAGAACGAGCACAGGCUGUGGGACGAGCCAUCAGUAGUAGCUCCGCCAGUGUUGGAAUUGUAGAGCAGGGGGCACAUACAGUGCAAAGAUGCUGUUGUCAAGGUACCUCUGGACAAAGCAUAGGAGAGCAUCGUGCACAACCUGUGCGUAUUGCCAGGCAACGAGUAGUACUGCAACCUGCACAGUCCAUGAGUGCGGCCAACAGGAGAGCUGGCACCAGCGGGGGUCGUCCGAUGGAUGUGGGCAGGUGGCAGCUUCCUGAUUCAACAGUCGAUGAGAACAACAGGCGAAUUGUUCAAGAGCCUCCACGCGGGUUGCACUGGCUUCACACAUACACUGAUAAUGAGGCCGAGGGAGUGGUUAUUGAUGGUAGCAAUCCAUCGCAGCGAAACCGCUCACAUGCUAAUGAGGCAGAACGCGAUACAUCUUCACCCGAAGUCGUCAUCCUCGCAGAGCUGCCCCCAAGUCGUAUCUCAAGGGCCGUGGGAGAUUCACCUUCCAGAAGCAGCAGCAGUAGAGAUGAACUUUCGCCCGAUGUCAUCUUAGUCGCAGAAAUUCCGACGGGACGUAAUGUACGGAUGAUGAAAGUCUUGUCGAGAAAAUGGCGAAUCACCCGUCACUCUGGCAGUUGUCAAAUGUGUCCCAUAGAGAUGAAAGGGUCAAGGACAAUACAUGGGCUGAGAUUGCCAGUGAAACUGCAAAAACAAGCUAUCUGCCCCAAUCAACAGCAACAGCAAAGUGAGGCCCAGCCAAGUGGCUCAGCCCAGCAAGGCAGUUCAGCCCAGGCAAGUUUCUCGCCUCGUCCAGGUUGCUCACACUGGGGAGAGGGCUCAGCCCAGCCAGGUUGCCCAGUCUCAUCACGUGCCCAUCCCCAACCAUGCCACUCGUCAUUUUCAUGUGGCUCUCGCCGACCAUCAGCUCAGGCAGGUGGCUCAAGAUGGCCAAGUGUCUCAGCUGAGAUAGGUGGCUCAGCCGAAUCAGGUGAAUCGAGCCAAGCCAGUGGCUCGUCGGAGUCAGAUGGUUUAAACCAAACCAGCAGCUCAACCGAAUCAGAUACAUCAAGCCAAACCAGUGGCUUAGCUGAGUUAGAGGGUUCAAGUCAAUCCAGUGGCUCUGCUGAGUCAGAUGGUUCAAGUCGAACCAGUGGCUCAGCCAGGUCAGGUAGUUCAAGGCGAGCCAGUGGCUCAGCCGGGUUAGUUACUUCAAGCCGAGCCAGUGGCUCACCUGAGUCCGAUGGUUCACGUCGAGCCAGUGGCUUGACCUGGUCACAUGUUUCUUCAUCAUCCAGCCGAUCAGCGUCCGCAAAGGGCUCAGCCCGGCCCUCUAGAACAGCACAGGCGGGCAACCCUCGAGAUGCAGACUCAUUCUCCGAGGACACUACUUCAGAUGACUCAUACGAUGAGACGGACCUGAGCUCAAGGGUUCCUUCUACUGACACUCGCAAAGGUCAAAUAGCGUUUUUGAGGAGGCGUGACAUAUACAAAGGUAUUGACUUCUACGUGACACAAGUUUAUGAAUAUCAGGAACUUAUGGACUUGUCCAGAAUUUUUGAGUUGAGCUCAGUUGAUGAGGACACUGAUAUCGACAUGUACAUGCCAGCGGGGAAUGAUUCUGAUGAUGAAGGGGCAGAAAAUCGUGCUACUCGUGGCCAGAUAUCAUUUUCACAAGGUAAAGAGGCUCAAUUUAACAUAAUAUCAGAGAGUGAUUCUGAUGAGAAGGAAGAAGAAGAAGGAGAAGAAGAGGAGGAGGGGGAGGAGGAGGAUUCUUCUGAUGACCAGGUACCCACUGGCAAGAAAAUGAUUGUUAAGCGUCAGAGGCCAUCAACAAAUGGUCGUACAAAAAGGAAGAAGAUUCAAGUGAAGAGGAAAUCACAAGCUGGACGAAAGAAGAGAAGGAAAAUGUGAAAUAGUUCACAGAUGAACACAUCUUUCUGGUUUAUUUCCUUCAAGAAAUGAUUAUCUAACUUAAAAAGAAGUAUCUAUAUAUUUGGUGUGCCAAGUUAUCUUAUAAGUAUAAGCAAAGAAGAAGUUAUAAUCAUUGAUCAGCAAUGUUUAUGCAGUAUUCAGAGAACCAAAUAUUAAGAAUUGUCUGUUUUAUAUUAUUGUUAUUAUUCACGGAAUUAUCUGUGUUAAUUGUGAUGUUGCUAUAUUGUGUUAGUUGUUAGCAAUAUCCCAACAGUACUGUAGUAAGCUAGUGUAAUACGCUAUUUAAUAUGUAUUAUUGGUGUCUGUCAUAUGCAAAAAAUGUAUUUCCUUUACAGCACAAACAUCAACUGAUAAGUGAUGUGUAUCUUGAUUCACACAUAUUUCAUCAUCUCUGUGCCGUCAUCAGUGGUAACAUAGCGAGAGGUGUAGAAAUCUAUUUGGAAUAGAAUCUAAAACAAAUUAUUUUCAAAUGGCAUAACAUUUUACAUGAUGUUUUACCAUGGCACAAAAAGAGUUAAUCCUCCUUCAUACAUUGAUUAAUUAUGUUACCACAUAAUGUUUGUGCUAUGAUGGGAAUGAUUUUCCUGUAUUUACUUAGUAGAAAUGUAACUUUUUUUAUAGAUAUCAAUAUUAAUAGGCUCAUAUUAUAGCUGUUAAGUUACUUCUUAUUAAUAAGUUCAUGUUGUUCAGUUACUAUUGGUGUCCGCAAUCAUAAUCAGAAUCACAUAUAAUUUUUUCAAAGUCUGGGCUGUUCCUACUGUUGUAUGUACAAGGGAUAGAACUGGAAUUUUUAAAAUUCAUAUUACAAGGUCAUUUCAAUGCUCAUUGUAACUGUACAAGACAGUACCUACAUAUCUCCAUGAGUAACAAGAAGUUAUUACAAGAAAGUUUACUGUUCUUCUCAGUAAAUCCAUUAUUUCUGCUGUGUCAUCAGAUGUGGAACUAUUUUUGUAUAUAGAUCUCCACACCAACAGUCUUGUAUAUCUUUGUAGAGACUGACAUAAAUAGUUUGUGGAGUAAUAAGGUUUCUGAGUCGCAGUUGAAAAGGUAUGGGAACUUUAGUUUUCGAACAUGCUGUUGUACUACAGGAAUAAAGAUCAAUAGUUAUGAAACUGUACACUUUUGAUAUCAUAUGUGAAAAGAAAUUAACAAUUUCAAACUUAUCAAUAUAUUUUAUGUGAAUUUGGAAUACUUAAAACAGCUAUUUUGAAAUCAUAUAUGUCAUAUUUUGGACUCAUUGCUCUGAGACACCAUUAUGUGAUUUGUUUCUUAAUCUUAUGUAUUAAUUAUGUAAUUCCUGUAUAUUUCGAGUUUAUAUGUUUUUUUGUGGUUACAUUUAUAAUCAUUUCUUCUUUAUCACUCUAUGUUAAUACAAUUUUUAUGUAGUUGUCGUAUAUCAUGUCUCUUUCUUGAAUAGCUUGUUCCUUAUUUUGGCAUUAACACUUUAUUUAAUUAUUCUGUAACUGGAUGAUUUCACCAUUUUGCACAUUAUUGUUGUAUAUCAUAAUAACAAUUAUUAUACUUACAGUGUAUUAUGAUCCACACAGCUGUGUGAAACUCUUCUUAGGGACAUCAUCACAUUUAACUUUUUCAUCACUCUGCUGUGUGGGUUAAAUAUGCUGUAAGCAUAACAGUUUUUAUUGUAAUCUAGCUUGAUAGUGUCUUCGGUGUGAAAAUAACUACCUGCCUAAUGAUGAAAUAAAGUGCUUAUUGCGAAAUAAAAGAACAGCCUAUAUAGAAAAAUCACUUCCUUUAAGUAUAUUAAUAUCGACUCAUAUAUACUGAUUGUAUGCUUCAGUGUAUAUUUUGAUAUUUAGUAGAUAUUGAUGUAUAAUAUAUAUUCUGUAUUUUUAAAUGUGACC